Ceratotherium simum simum (southern white rhinoceros) is the source of this 2215-nucleotide messenger RNA. The record is from RefSeq and is a predicted model, not a curated record. NCBI's taxonomy places the organism in Eukaryota, Metazoa, Chordata, Mammalia, Perissodactyla, Rhinocerotidae.
CUCGUGGAGAAGAAGCCGUGUUCAUGGAACUCCUCCCGCGUCUGCGAGUGCCAGGCUGGCAUGUUCUGUGCCACAUCAGCCACCAACUCCUGUGCCCGCUGCUCCCCCCACUCCGCCUGCCCAGCAGGGAUGAUUGUCAAGUUGCCGGGCACAGCGGAGAGGGACACCGUCUGUGAGCCAUCUUCCCCAGGGACCAGCCCUGACUGCAGCACCAGUCCCGAGGACUGCAGGGCACCUGCCAGCGGCACCACCCCGCAGGCCAAGCCCCGCCUGACCUCCCCCGCAAGCUCCCAUGCCAGGACCACGCUUCUUGGAGGGGGCACCUCGGAAGAGGAUUCCAAAGUGACGAGGGCUCCCAGCUUUUCCUUCUCUGCGGGGAAGCCCAGUCCAGACCCAGGGCUGACCCCACAGCAGCCGUGUCCUCAGGGGUCUCCCGACUGCCGGAAGCAGUGUGAGCGGGACUACUACCUGAAUGGCGACGGCCGCUGUAUGGCCUGUGUGAGCUGCUCGGGAGAUGACCUCGUGGAGAAGACACCUUGCACGUGGAACUCCUCCCGAGUCUGCGAGUGUCGACCUGGCAUGUUCUGUGCCACAUCAGCCACCAACUCCUGUGCCCGCUGCAUCGCCCACCCCAUCUGCCCACCAGGGAUGGUCACCAAACUCCAGGGUACGGCUGAGUGGGACGCCACGGAUGAGCCACCUCCUGCGGGAUCCCACCCCAACUGCAGCACCAACCCAGAGGACAGAGAGGCGUCCGCCAGCUCCACCCCCUCCCUGGCAGACCCCCAGACCAGUCAGGGGCAUGGAGGGGGCAUCACCCACGCCCGGGGGGACGCCUCCAUCCUCACGAGUGCUCCCAUCUCUUUCUCCUCCACGGGAAAGCCCACGCUGGUUUCAGGACCUGUGCUCUUCUGGGUCAUCCUGACGCUGGUGGUGGUCGUCAGCUCCGGCUCCUUCCUCCUGUGCCACCGGAAGGCCUGCAGGAGGUGGAUUCGGCAGAAGCUCCACCUGUGCUACCCAGCCAGGACCUUCCGGCCCAAGCUGGAGCCUGGGUUAGUGGAUUCCAAGCCCAGAAGGAACUCGCCAGAGCUGAAGAGGAGCGUGUUGGUGGCAGAGCCGGGCACAGAAGAGCUGGGGUUAAUGAGUUCGCCGGCUGUGGAGACCUGCCCCAGUGUGGGGCCGGCCUGCCUGGAGAGCCAGCGGCUGCUGCAAGCCAGCCCCCCCAGCAGGCCCUCAUCACCCGUGGACCAUCCCGAGCCCCGGGUGACCACGGAGCAUACUAAUAACAGGAUCGAGAAAAUCUACAUCAUGAAGGCCGACACAGUGAUUGUGGGGAGUGUGAAGACCGAGGUGCCUGAGGGCCGGGGCCUGGUGGGGCCAGCGGGGCCCGAGUUCGAGGAGGAUCUGGAAGUGGAUCAUGCUCCCCACUACCCGGAGCAGGAGACAGAACCACCCCUGGGCAGCUGCGGGGACGUCAUGUUCUCAGUGGAAGAGGAAGGGAAGGAGGACCCCUCGCCCACGACUGCCUCUGGGAAAUGAGGCCUGGCCUGCCUGCGCUGGGGCUGAGAGGGCAGCCGGGUGCCCCCUGGGAGGCCAGGGUGGCACUGGUGGCACCAGGCGGGUGGCAGAGGCCCAUCUGGCCUGAACUUAGGUUCCAGCAUCCAGUGGUCGACCAGCCUGUCAAUGUAGGAGGGGUUCUGGUGGUCUCUACCUGUAUCCUCACCCAGCUGCCCCCCACCCCAACCCUAGGGAAGCCGGGCUUGUGCAGUACAGACGACCAAGGGGUGAUCUGAACGGCGACAUUUGUUGGAGCAAUGGAUGGAUGGCAGGGACUGGGCACCCCACCUUCUGUUCCUGCCCAGAUGAAGAUGCUCCCAGAGCCCUGGGCAUCCACACACCAGCAGGGCCGGAGCCCACCUGAGGCGGGGGCCAGGAGGCCACACCCCUCUCCCCUCACCUGGGCCUCAGGAGUGACGCCCAUUGCGCCUUACUGCCGUGCCAGCAGCCCCCGGUUACUGUAAAUGUGGACCCCCAUGGGCACUGAGCCAGCGCCUGUGGUUGUUUCUCCCGAGUCAAAAGGGAAGUUGAGGGAUGGGGCGUUGUUGGCUGGCCCCAUCUUGGCUGCAGCCGCUGCUCUGGGCUCUGUGCCAAGGCGAGUGCCCAGCCUGGCCUCCAGCCCCACUUGGGCUGAGGGGGACCUUUCUGGUGCAGCCAG